AUGCGUACACACAAAGCGAAAAGUCAAAUUACCUCAAACAUUCCCACAUUUGAUGGAAAAAUCGAAGAUUGGCUUUCCUUUAAAAAUUCAUUUUCCUCGUUAAUUCACGAACAAACGGAUUUAACAAAUAUUGAAAAACUUCAAUAUCUAAAAUCGGCAUUAAAAGGGGAAGCGGCGCGAAAAAUAUCAAUCUUUCCAAUCUCAGAGAAUAAUUAUUUACAAGCUUGGGAAUUAUUAGAAAAAACUAAUGGGGACAAACGACUAAUUAUUUCUAGGCAUUUAAGUUUGAUAUUACGGUUACCAGUACAAGAGAAACAAACGUCAGAAGGGUUAAUAAAAUUAGCAGAUGAAACCCAACAACAUCGUUUAUCAUUAAUGUCACUCGGUGUAAACAUCUCCGAGGAAAUUCUCGUUCAAAAUAUAGAAGAGAAAUUACACAAAAGCACCUUAGAUAAAUGGGACGAAACACUAAAAAGAAAUGAAUUCCCAAAACUCGAUGACCUGUUCGAAUUUUUAUACCGAACAGCAACUCGUUUAACUCAACGAGAAGUAAAAAAUCCUCCUAAUCCAAAGAUAACGAAUAAUGCCCCCGAAAACAAGAAGAAAACCUUUAAAGGCGCGAACCCCUCAUUAGCGACUUCGAUUCUUAAACCUUGUCCUGCCUGUCGAUCAAAAACCCAUCACCUCUUUUGUUGUGAAAAAUUUCGUGCUAUUUCUGUGCCGGAAAGAAUCCAAAUAAUAACAGACGCGUCUUACUGUAUGAAUUGUAUGCGAGAUAAUCAUAGAGACAAUGAAUGCAAAUUUGGCAAUUGCAUGGUGUGUGGUGAAAAACACAAUACCCUACUGCAUCAGGAAAUCAAAUCACCAAAAAAAUAG
Leptopilina heterotoma is the source of this 876-nucleotide messenger RNA. RefSeq lists its product as uncharacterized. The record is from RefSeq and is a predicted model, not a curated record. The transcript has a single exon. Bases 1 to 876 code for a protein of 291 amino acids. Lineage: Eukaryota; Metazoa; Arthropoda; Insecta; Hymenoptera; Figitidae.